AUUUGUGGUUAAGUGGAUUUUAUGGAUAUUUAGCAUUAUGGUAAAGGGAACGGGUUCGGAUCCUGUUCAGGUCAAUAAAUUUCUUUUCUCUCUUUCUUUUUUUUGGAAAUCUUUUCACGUUAUUUCUCAAAGUUUUUUUUGUUUCUUCUUUAUUACCACCAACAAGCUUUAUUUUCACAUACCAACACAAAUCCAUUUAUUUGCAGAUUCCUUCCCAUUCUCUCUCUGGGUGUCAGUUAACUUCUUUUAUUUUUUUAAAGUUGGAAUUUUUGUCUAUAAAAUAAAAGGCAACCAAUAA
Molecule: messenger RNA, 298 nt
Organism: Meloidogyne enterolobii
Lineage: Eukaryota; Metazoa; Nematoda; Chromadorea; Rhabditida; Meloidogynidae
Source: the annotation of a GenBank genome assembly